CACCAGUUGGAAGUUUGAAUCAGCUUUCUCAUGAUUGUUGGCGGUGCUCGGGCCCUUCUGAUUUCAUCUCGGAUGAGGUUUGCCGCCGCCACAGCACCUCGAAAAAGACACCCACGGAAAAAAAAGGCGACGGCAGGCUCAGUGGAGCUCGCCGAGGUGGAGGCGAUCCGAGAGGCCGAAGCCGACCCCCCUAAACAGGCGGCCUACCAGGUGAUGUCAGAGGAGCUCCGACAGCGGGUAGAAGCUGCCUUCGUCGCGGAAGCCAAUCGUCUGAAGGCCGAGUUAAUUCCUGUCGCGAAAGCGAUAGAGAUCUUCUACAAGACUGGAAUCGUCCAUCCUAGGCGAUGGAAUGUGCCAGAGAUCAUCGAGGAAUUGCGGUAUCGCGGAUUCUCAAGUGGCUUCCACGUGAAACCGACGUACUACCCCCAGCCACCAGACGCCGUCAAUAAGGGGAAUGUGAUUGAACUCGCUAAGUGGCUAAGAAUUGUAGACAGGAAGAAGCGUGAGAUUGAGGCGCAGAACGCCGCCAAUAAAUGAAUUCUUUUGCUCUGUCGUCAUGCUCGUGAAAAGAAAGGUUUCUGC
Molecule: messenger RNA, 582 nt
Organism: Perkinsus marinus ATCC 50983
Lineage: Eukaryota; Perkinsozoa; Perkinsida; Perkinsidae
Exons: 3
Coding region: 31-537 (168 amino acids)
Source: RefSeq, a predicted model, not a curated record